Molecule: messenger RNA, 942 nt
Organism: Fusarium poae
Lineage: Eukaryota; Fungi; Ascomycota; Sordariomycetes; Hypocreales; Nectriaceae
Exons: 1
Coding region: 1-942 (313 amino acids)
Source: RefSeq, a predicted model, not a curated record
AUGAGCGAGUCAUACGGUCCCAUUGUCCGUCUUUGGGGUAUUCAUCCUUCCAAGCUUCCGGCUGCAGGAUCACAGUCUGAAGAGCUCAAGGUACUCCUCGCUUCAAUUCUUCUCGAGGCCGUGCCUUUUAUACAAACCGUCCCUUCCGAGAUCCCCUCUGUGGAGCCUGCCACAGAGCUCCGCUCCACAGGUGGUCUAUGGAAGCACAAAGCAGUCAAGACAUAUGACGGUUCUACAGCUCCCGUUCAUGUGUUUGAGCGUACAGUAGACGCCGAGACGCUGGGUAUCGUCGCUCAGAAGAAUCCUGGCCUCGGCGUAUCUCCUAGCAACGCCCAGUCGGAGCUCUGGGCACUACGACGAAGCACUCACGAACCAAAGAAGGAAAAGGGAACGGCGGAUUGGGAUGAGUUUGUGAGAUGUUUCAAGGAGAAGCAUGCUGAAGCCGAAAAACUUUUUACCCCAGGUGUCACGAGCUCUAAAAGGCUGCAAGAGUGGGAUUGCUCGGGUAUCGAAAUCCAGCUCGAAGGUGAGACGUGGGUUGACUGGACACUUCAUCGCGAAGAGUCUGUCCAUAGCCUCCCUGGUCCGCUCUCCAAGCGCGUGUUUCCAGUUCUUCAAGCCACGGCUGCUGUGCGUGGCCGCAAGGAGUUCAUGGUUAUUCAGAUCGCUAUUCGGGCCAGUGACGAAGCUACAGACGUGGCUGUACACGACGGCCCUGUUCGAGCGGCCUUUUCCAGCAUUGAGAGAGUGCGGGAGUUGGAAGAUGGCAACUUGGAGUGGAUGAUGGGGACGGUGUCAGAUGCGAAAGGGUUGGUGCCUAUGUGGGCGCAGAAGUUGGGCUUAUCUGCAGCGAUCGCCAAGGACGUAGGCAUGUUUAUGAGAUGGAUCGGAGAGGAGAGACUGAAGGGCAAAGAUGCCGAGGUCAUUGGUGAUCUGGAAUAG